Messenger RNA from Electrophorus electricus (electric eel), 3303 nucleotides. It is a transcript of the gene slc43a1b, whose product is annotated as solute carrier family 43 member 1b. Gene Ontology annotation, biological process: transmembrane transport; neutral amino acid transport. The record is from RefSeq and is a predicted model, not a curated record. Gene Ontology annotation, molecular function: neutral L-amino acid transmembrane transporter activity; L-amino acid transmembrane transporter activity. Lineage: Eukaryota; Metazoa; Chordata; Actinopteri; Gymnotiformes; Gymnotidae.
UAGACCGUGCAAGCAGACAGACGAGGGGGAGAGUCUCCUACGUUUCACCGACUGUCACGUGUAGUUGUGCAGAGCGGUGAAUCGUUUCAAUUUUAAGAACAAACAGCAAAUAACAUAUAGAUCAGACCAGACGCCCUGACCGGAAAAAUAUAUCAUCUCGUAGGAAUAAUUCAUAUUUCACUGCUUUAAAUAACUAUCUUUAGGAGAGUGGCCAUGGCGCCAUCUCUGUCAGUGGCGUAUAGGAGGCGCUGGUGGAUGGCUGUGACAGCGGUAAUAGAGAACCUGCUCUUCUCUGCUGUGUUGCUGGGCUGGGGGUCACUGUUAAUCAUGCUCAAGAAUGAGGGCUUCUAUUCUCACCUGUGCACAGAAAACACAACAGAUGCUCAUGUUAAUGGAAGCUCAGAGGAGACCUUGGUGUGGCUCAGCUGUGUGGAGCAGGAGGAGAUUCUAAAUCUCGGCUUUACAAUUGGCUCAUUCAUCAUCAGUGCAGCCACUCUGCCAUUAGGAAUCUUGAUGGACAAAUAUGGGCCACGUCCACUUCGGCUUCUAGGCAGUACCUGUUUUGCCUUCUCCAUGGUCUUGAUUGCUGUGGCAGCAUAUGAUCCUUCAGUAUUAUCUGCCCUCAUCUUCAUUGCUGUCUCAUUCAAUGGCUUUGGAGGAAUCUGUUUGACCUUUACUUCACUGACACUCGCCAACAUGUUUGGGAAUGCACGUUCUACCAUUCUUUCGGUCAUGAUUGGCUCCUAUGCUUCCUCUGCAGUUACAUUCCCAGGAGUAAAGCUAAUCUAUGACAUGGGUGUGUCCUUCCAUGUGAUCUUCUGGGUGUGGGCGGGCUUAGCUUGUCUGGUCUUCCUCAACUGCUUUGUUAAUUGGCCAGUGGAGCCUUUCCCUGCCCCUGAAGACAUCAACUACAAUAAAAAUGUAAAGCUGAAAGGUUUAGUAAUGGAUGACAUUGUGACAGGAGACUGCAGCUACAGUGAUAUGACCACUGUAGAGCAGGGGAUGACUAAAAAACAGCUUUCUGACAACUGCGUACAGAGUAGUGAAGCAGCUUUACCGAACCAGGGUCCACCGCCGUUUAGCCGCUCUGUGUGUUCGGCCAUCUUUUUGUGGAGUUUAAUCAUCAUGGCGAUGACCCAACUUCGCAUUAUCUUCUAUAUGGGAGCCAUGAACAAGAUGCUGGAAUUCCUGGUUACCCAUGGCGACCAUGACCCACCAGCAGAGUUGAUGAAAGAGGCAGAUGAACAAGUGAGCUUCUAUUCGUCCAUCUUUGGUACUCUGCAGCUGCUGUGUCUGGUGACUUGCCCUCUUAUUGGCUACAUCAUGGACUGGAGGAUGAAAGAGUGUGAGGAGGAGACAGUUAUUGUGGAUGGAGAGAAAAGGGCCCCUGGCAGAGUCAGAAAGAUCCAGAAACUCACCAAUGCAAUCAGAGCCUUUAUCUUCACCAACUUACUGCUGGUCAUUUUUGGCAUCAUAUGCUUAAUAGACAACCUGCCUAUACAGGUGGUCUCCUUUAUUCUUCAUACUGCAGUAAGAGGUUUUAUUCACUCUUGCUGUGGGGGACUCUAUGCUGCUGUGUAUCCCACAAACCACUUUGGCACUCUGACAGGCCUGCAGUCUUUAGUGAGUGCUGUUUUUGCACUUCUCCAACAACCACUCUUCAUCUGCAUGUUGGGACCACUCAAAGGAGACCCCUACUGGAUCAACUUUGGCCUCCUUCUUUUCUCACUGGCUGGUUUCUUGUUGCCGGGAUACCUGUUCUACCACCGCAGACAACUUCUUAAAGAGGAGAAACUGAAGGAUAAAGCAGUGAUGGACCAGUCAGCACAGGAUAUGGUUGUCCUUAACCAAUUAGAAGAUGGUCGUGUGAAACUCCAAAGCAAUGGGUUUGCUCCAAAUGAUGUCAGUUAGCAGUAAAAUGCAGUGGUAUGGUAAAAUGUGAUUCAUGAUAAAGACAAAAGAUUUUUUUUGUUCCUUUAAACCAAAUCUAGACAAAUGCAAAUUCACACCCACAUUCAACCAAACAUUAAAAAAACAACUCCUUCAACACCUUAGCUAAGGCUUUUGUAACAACAACAACAUCAUCAUCAUCAUCAUCAUCAUCAUCAUCCCAUCCCCCCAACCUUUCAUAAUUUGUCACAAACUCUUUCUCUAAUAUUUAGCACUCAGUCCUUUUCAGGGACCUAACAAAAUUUGUUUUUCUUAUGCAAGCAUCUUGUAGAACUGGAUUUAAUCUUUUAUUUCACAAAACCAAUGAAUUCCCUUUGUGCUAACAGACUGGUAUCAUUAUAAACUACCUCCUCUAGUCGCAUCCCUACAGACAAUUAAACCAUUUUGGCUCAUUUGUAGUCUGUUGGAACAGAGUGUAUGUGUUUAUCAUUUGUAACUCAUUUCUAAUAAAUUGUCAUUUAGUUAUUAAUAUUUGUACAGAAAGAGUGUGUGUGUCUUAGUUUGUUUUAUUGUGUGCAAUACAUCUGUAAGUCAUGAAUCAUUUCAGUGUUUGACUGUAGCUGUGGUUUGGCUUUCUCUUUUGCCUCAGCAUAGUAACACUGCGCUAGUACUACCUAGUGUGUCACUAAAUCAUCAGUAUUACUGAAUGACAUCAUACCCAUGAAACCUUUAGUCAAGAACUGCUGUACUAAUCUGUAAAGCGUAGAUUUGCUGUAAAAGCACCAUUUCACACCUCCUUUGUCUGCUGGUAUUUCUGAGCACUUUUCAUUUAUGCUAUUUAAUAAAUUAGGAAGUCAGAAAUGGGCAGUAAACUUUGAAACAUGUUUUUUCCUGUUAAAGUUCUAGAAACAAACAAAACCAGUCUGUAUCGCAACACCAUUUGGUAAAUUCAUUGGGCUUAUUCAUUCUUGUUAUUUGAAGACUAACAUACCUACUUUUAUUUGUUGACCUAAAAUGUCAUGCUUUUCUGCACCAACACCCCAAAGUAUAAUUUGUUUGCAUGUGACCAACACAGUGUUGACAGGCUGGACUUUGAAUAACAAUGGGGUUAUAGAUCAGGCAUAGGCCUUUUAGGGAAAUUUACUGUUUUCUUUGAAAAGGUCAUCUAUAUCUAUUGGUAAAGUUAAUCAUGUCAGAGUUGCUAAUUACAUGUCCUUAUUUAAUCAUAAGUGCCUUUACAGAUGGUGUAAACAUCACUGGUGUUCAAAUACAGUGUUCAGGUUAUUUUCUGGUAUUAUGAUUUAUUUUUGAAUCAAUGUACUCAUUGAUGCCAUAGUGCCUCUUGUUUGCACUGUAGUGGGCUUAUUGCUGUAAAAUAUGUUUUAAAAUGAAUAAAAAAAAGUGAAAGUAUGA